GACAUGGAGGCGAAGGGAGGGAAGGCGAUCGUCGGCAAACAGUAAACAGAAGUUUGCGCCACCAAACGUAAGUAACCGCCGGGUUAUUUGUUGGCGAGGACAGAGGUCAGCGGGCAGGCAAGUCGUCAUUCACAUCAUGCUAAUGGCGGGGCGCGUGAAGCCCCGGUCUUUGUGUCGGCCUUCCAGUCGGCCUGCCACUCGGGGUCUUGCCUCAUACACAGACCUGAGCUUCUGACGAGUCUAGAGACUUUCGCUUUCCAACACUCACAACGGCUGGCACUGGGGGAAGAAAAGGAACGAAACCUCCGACUGAAAAACUGUGGCCUUCAGUUCAGUCUUUAGGAGGGAGAAGUCUUGAGGAGCUUUGACACCCCACUGACACCACCGCCACCUCAGCGCCAUCUAGCUCAGGAUUAAUGAAGUCAUCCACCCUGCAUGACACUCACAAUGUUAUUUCUCCACUAACAGAAGCAGGAUAUGUGUAAGGGACAGGACAGCAAGCCAGACAGGAGCAGGUGACAAUCUCACGAGACAGCAGCAUCAACACGUCCAGCCAGACCCACGUAGUCACGUGACUGUUUGUCGCCAAGAUGCUGUUGCUGGUGUCUCUCUUGCUGGGAUUUGCACUUCAAACGCACGGGGCAGCACCGGUCAUCUCGGGGCAGGUCGGCCAGGCGACAUUGAAACGAGACCAACCUUCUGACUGGCGUCUGUACGAACUGGACGUGAACGACCCCGACAACGACACCUUCACGUGCAGCGUCGUCGAUGUGACUCCGUCGACCAACAUCUUCGAGGUGACGACACGACCAGAGGAUAAUGGGGUGUACUGGCUCUACUUCAUCAACCAUGGAGCGGGCAGUGUGACAGGAGACAGUUACAGCCUGGACAUCACGUGUACUGAUAAUGGCACAGACACAUCCAACAUCUUACAGGUCAGAGUGGACAUCAUCAACAACUCGCCUCCCACACUCAAUGCUAGCAACUCAGAACAUGUACAGGUGAAUAUUUCCACAACCCAUCUACCUCGCUCUGUCCUAUAUGUGAUCGGAUAUCAAGACCCGGAUAAUGACCUGGUGACCUGUACAGCAUCACCUCCUACCGGCUUUUCUGUUACAGCGGACUGCGUCAUUCAGAACGAGGUUGACCUGCGCUCAGUCACCGCCUCAUCAGUUAGUAUAACGGUCAGCGUGUCAGAUGGUGUGAACGCCGCUGUGACCGCCCGGGUCACGCUCAGCUUUACAAACGACAACCAGGCGCCCAGAGUUACCUUCCCGUCCGACCUCGUGACUGCUAACGAGAACGUGAUGGGUGGCGCCACGUUGUUCACCGUCAGCGUCACUGACGACACCUCCACCCCUAGUGUCAGAUGUGGUAUCUCUCCUGCAGCGGACUCCUCCUACUUUGUCGUCACAGUCACCCUUCCAGCUGUCAGCAUCAAGCUAGCGAGCGGCAAACAGUUCGACUACGAGACAGGCACGACAACCUUUAUAAUCACGUGCUCGGCUGACGACGGUUAUCGCCAAACAACAGCUUCUACCACGCUGCUUAUUAUGGACGUCAACGAAGCCCCCUACUUCCGCUCUGUUCCGGUUCAGGUUACAGUGAGUGAAGGGCCGGUGGGGACCGUGUCUGUGCUGCCAGCCUACAGCGCCGUGGAUCCUGACAGCAACUCGCUGACGUACACCAUUGUGGCAGGGGGAACCUACUCUAACCUCUUCUCUAUCAGGACGUCAGACGGAACACUUACCAACCAGCAACCGUUAGAACGAGACAACGGCGCGACCAACCCAGUCAUUAAGGUGAUGGUCACUGACCCCGGUGGACUGAGUGCCACUUCUGACGUAACUAUUUACCUGACCGACAUCAACGACAACCCGCCUGCGUUUAACCAAACAUCAUACGAUUUCAAGGUCGGCCUGUCCUCAGCCAAGGGUGACCUGGUGGGCGCGAUUGGUGUCACGGACCCUGACGCCGGCAGCAACGCUCGUACAGACCUCGUUAUGACGUCAGACAGUCCCUCCGGGUAAGGGAGGCUACUUUCAACAGUUUAGCGCUAUAGGCUGUGUUCUGCGCCGC
This is a messenger RNA of Pomacea canaliculata, 2079 nucleotides long. RefSeq names its product protocadherin Fat 4-like. Bases 591 to 2030 code for a protein of 479 amino acids. Gene Ontology annotation, biological process: homophilic cell-cell adhesion. Gene Ontology annotation, cellular component: plasma membrane; catenin complex. Gene Ontology annotation, molecular function: calcium ion binding; cadherin binding. The transcript is spliced from 10 exons. The record is from RefSeq and is a predicted model, not a curated record. Lineage: Eukaryota; Metazoa; Mollusca; Gastropoda; Architaenioglossa; Ampullariidae.